AUGAGAGACCAUUCUUCACAUAAGCAAAUGGCUAGUUCAGCAAUGCAGCAUGAUCAUGGUGAUAUGGGAGGUGAUAGUUGUUCAAUGAAUAUGAUAUUUACAUGGAAUUAUAAGAAUACAUGUGUGGUAUUUAGAUGGUGGCAUAUUAAAACAGUAUCACAUUUAAUAUUGAGUAUGCUUGCCAUUAUGUUUUUAACCUAUUUGUAUGAAUAUUUAAAAUAUUGUAUUUAUAAGAGAAAUUUAAACAAUGUAGUGGUGGGAACUACAACUAAUUUGAAUUCUGUAGGUGCUAAACGUGUAAGAUUCAAGAAAAGUAUUUGGUAUUCGAUACAAGUUGGGUAUUCUUUUAUGUUAAUGUUAGUCUUUAUGACUUAUAAUGGUUGGUUAAUGUUAGCUGUAGUUUUAGGUGCCCUUUGGGGCCAUUACUGUUGGGGUUCAUUAACUGAAAAUUGUAAUGAUACAAACAGUUUAGCUUGUCAUUAG
Molecule: messenger RNA, 483 nt
Organism: Vanderwaltozyma polyspora DSM 70294
Lineage: Eukaryota; Fungi; Ascomycota; Saccharomycetes; Saccharomycetales; Saccharomycetaceae
Gene: CTR2
Product: low-affinity Cu transporter
Exons: 1
Coding region: 1-483 (160 amino acids)
Biological process (GO): copper ion transmembrane transport
Cellular component (GO): membrane
Molecular function (GO): copper ion transmembrane transporter activity
Source: RefSeq, a predicted model, not a curated record